This is a messenger RNA of Vitis riparia (riverbank grape), 1302 nucleotides long. RefSeq lists its product as uncharacterized. NCBI's taxonomy places the organism in Eukaryota, Viridiplantae, Streptophyta, Magnoliopsida, Vitales, Vitaceae. The record is from RefSeq and is a predicted model, not a curated record. The coding region runs from base 1 to 1302 and encodes 433 amino acids. The transcript is spliced from 3 exons.
AUGUUGUUUGCUGUUGGAGGUUGGAGACCCAGCAUAAGGGGGAUAUCUUUUGAGAUGUUGGAGGUUGUGGAUGCAGUUAGACUAGAGGAACCUUUUUCGAAGCAGGAGGUGUUGGAGGCUCUUAAAGGUUUUUAUGGGGUUAAAGCACCUAGGCCUGAUGGAUUCGCUAUGGAUUUUUGGCAAUCAUCUUGGGAGUUUGUGAAAGAGGAGGUCAUGGGGUUUUUUAGGGAUUUUCAUAACCAUGGUCGUUUCGUUAAAAGCCUGAAUGCAACUUUUAUUGUUUUGAUCCUAAAGAAAGGAGAGGCGGAAGACUUAAGGGAUUUCAAGCUUAUCAGUUUGGUGGGAAGUCUGUAUAAAUGGUUGGCUAAAGUUCUAGCCAAUAGGUUAAAAAUGGUGGUGAGGAAGGUAGUCUCCAAGGCUCAAAAUGCUUUCGUGGAAGGAAGGCAAAUUUUGUAUGUUGUCCUUGUGGCUAAUGAAGUUUUAGACUCGGUUUUAAAAGGCAAGGAUGGGGUAGUGAUGUGUAAGCUGGACAUUGAGAAGGCGUAUGACCAUGUGGAAUGCUGUAGAGGUUUAAGGCAAGGGGAUCCCCUUUCUUCGUACCUUUUUGUGAUGGUAAUGGAAGCUUUUAGUAGUCUUCUAAGGAGUGUAGUAAAUAGGGGUUUUGUGUCAGCUUGUAAGGCCAUGUCGGGUUUGAGAAUUAACCUUAACAAAAGUGAGCUUAUUCCAAUGGGUAGUGUGGAAAAUGCAGUGGAAUUGGUUGCAACUAUUGGUUGUAAGGUUGGAAGUCUUCCAACCACUUAUUUGGGAUUGCCUUUAGGAGCGCCUUAUAGAUCGCUGGUUGUUUGGGACGGUGUGGAGGAGAGAAUGAGAAAAAAAUUGGCUAGAUGGAAGAGUCAAUACAUAUCCAAAGGAAGUAGGAUUACUUUGACUCGGAGUACUCUAGCAAGUAUGCCCAUUUACUUUAUGUCCAUGCUCUCCAUACCCAGAAAAGUUAGACUGAGAUUAGAGCGAAUUCAGAGGGAUUUCUUGUGGGGAGGUGGGGCUCUUGAGAAGAAGCCUCAUCUUGUUAGGUGGGAUUUGGUUUACCUUGAGAAGUGUAAUGGGGGAUUGGAGGUUAAGAGCCUUUCUAUCCCUAACAAGGCUCUUUUGUGUAAAUGGAGUUGGAGAUUUGCUAUUGAGAGAGAGGCUUUUUGGAACCAAGUGAUUAGGGGAAAGUAUGGGAAGGAGCACGGGAGAUGGAGUUCAAAGGAAGCAAGAGAGGGGGUAUGGUAUGGGUUGUGGAAAACUCUUAGGAAGGAAUAG